This is a messenger RNA of Pterocles gutturalis (yellow-throated sandgrouse), 778 nucleotides long. It is a transcript of the gene UTS2B, whose product is annotated as urotensin 2B. Gene Ontology annotation, cellular component: extracellular region. The transcript has 5 exons. The record is from RefSeq and is a predicted model, not a curated record. Gene Ontology annotation, molecular function: hormone activity. NCBI's taxonomy places the organism in Eukaryota, Metazoa, Chordata, Aves, Pterocliformes, Pteroclidae. The coding region runs from base 74 to 457 and encodes 127 amino acids. Gene Ontology annotation, biological process: regulation of blood pressure; blood vessel diameter maintenance.
UCCACUGCCUCUUAAAAGUGAGCUCAGCUGGCACUGGGUUGCAUUGAAGUCCUCCACCCUGCCUGAAGGAAGAAUGCUUUUGGGUGGUGGGAACGUGGAGAAGAUGCGGUGUGUCCAGCUGUCCCUUGGAGUGCUAACCAUCCUGACCAUGACCGUGUCUGUCCCACCUGCACACGGAGAGCCUUUUUUACUACAAGAGAACCGAGUGCUUCCGGAGAGAGAAGACACAAAUCACGAGGACACCCUGCUGACUCUGCUUCUUAAUAAGAAGCUUGCAUGGCGGAGACCGGAAAAUAUUGACUGGGAGCUGGCAAAGAAAUUUGAAGAGCUUGAGCAGCUGGAGAAGUUGAAGGAUCAGCUCUCAACUGAGGAAGGGUCAGAGGUGGCCUAUGCUUUGGAAAGUCUCUCGGCAUCCCAGCCCAAAAAACGCGCCUGCUUCUGGAAAUACUGCAUCUGAAGGCCUGCCAGGACUGGAGGAUGAAGAUGAGCCCUUCCCCAAACUGCCUUGCUGGGUAUUAACGUGUUAAGAGUUUGUUCUGUUCUCUUAUCGUGCUGCUGACUUGGAUGCCAUCCUCCCUGACCGCAUCACAGCCAAGGCUAACAGGGACCAUGGCAGGAGCUGGUAACCCACUACCACUCUCCACGGUUCCUUCCUUCCAGGGUUAACCUACCAGCAUCUUCCUCUUUCCUCGCUGUCCUGUGUGUGCCAUUCAGUCUGCUGCCACUGUACCCUCCUCCCCUUCUCACCCAGUGCCCGAGGCACCAAACAUUAACUCAG